CCCAUUAUCACCACCACUUCAUCACUCGGUUUACUUCUUACUCCUCAACACGAUGACCACUCGUCUCCUCCUUUUUCUCCCACUUCUCUUUCUCUUCAUCACCCCAUCUGUUUCUGCAGUGUUAAAGCUCAACGUGCUGAGUUAUGGUGCCAAACCCGACGGCUCAACCGACUCAACCAAAGCCUUUUUAGCUGCAUGGACUCGGGCCUGUGCCUCCACUAGCCCCGCGAGCAUCUACGUACCCAAAGGGAGGUUUUUGUUGCGCAGUGUGGAGUUUCAGGGCCAAUGCAAGAACAGGGCUAUCACGAUUCGGAUCGACGGGACCCUCGUGGCUCCGACCGAUUAUCGGGUCAUCGGAAAGGCCGACAGCUGGGUUGCGUUUAAGGACGUUGAUGGGGUUUCCAUUCUUGGCGGAAAAUUUGAUGCUAAGGGGACUGGCUUGUGGGCUUGUAAGAACUCCGGCAAGAGUUGCCCCGACGGUGCAACGACACUAAGCUUUAGCAAAUCGAAGAACAUCAUUGUCGUCGGGUUAAAGUCGUUAAACAGCCAGAUGUUUCACAUCGUAAUCAACGGCUGCCAGAACGUGAAACUGCAAGGAGUGUCUGUCAUUGCCUCCGGUAACAGCCCCAACACCGAUGGUAUUCAUGUACAACUAUCGAGCAGCGUCACCAUCCUCAACUCCAGGAUUCAAACAGGCGAUGACUGCAUCUCAAUUGGCCCUGGUGCAACUAAUCUCUGGAUGGAGAAAAUCACAUGUGGCCCCGGCCACGGUAUCAGCAUUGGGAGCUUGGGGAAGGACCAGAAUGAGGCUGGUGUUCAGAAUGUAACAGUUAAAACAGCCACAUUCAUAGGUACCCAGAAUGGAGUGAGGAUCAAGUCUUGGGCAAGACCAAGCAAUGGAUUUGCAAGGAACAUUGUUUUCCAACAUAUUACUAUGAAGAACGUCGAAAAUCCCAUCGUGAUCGACCAGAACUACUGCCCCGGCAACAAAAACUGUCCCGAUCAGGUUUCGGGAGUUAAAGUUAGCGAUGUGACAUACCAAGACAUACAUGGAACGUCAGCGACAGAGGUUGCUGUAAACUUUGAUUGCAGUUCUAAGCAUCCGUGCAGUGGGAUACGAAUGGAAGGGGUGACUCUUACGUACAAGAAUGCAGUAGCUGCAGCUUCAUGUAAGCACGCCGGUGGAACUUCUCUCGGGGUUGUUCAGCCUACAAGUUGUUUGUAGAAAUGCCCAGCCCAGAAGAAACAAUGGUCUUAUUAUUAUUAUUAUAUAAUACUGUGUUAAGUAGUAGUUGCCUUGCCUGAGUCUGUGGCGCUGUUAGCUCCAUUGAGCUACAUUGGAGCCUGGCCUUGCAAUGAGCAUGGUGUAGUAGUGUAGGA
Messenger RNA from Hibiscus syriacus, 1380 nucleotides. Its product is annotated as polygalacturonase-like. Gene Ontology annotation, biological process: carbohydrate metabolic process. Bases 53 to 1225 code for a protein of 390 amino acids. The record is from RefSeq and is a predicted model, not a curated record. Gene Ontology annotation, molecular function: polygalacturonase activity. NCBI's taxonomy places the organism in Eukaryota, Viridiplantae, Streptophyta, Magnoliopsida, Malvales, Malvaceae. The transcript has 4 exons.